CUUCCGCGCGCUGCCCCGGAUGUUGUUGCCGCGGCGGCGGCCGCAGGACGGGCACGGGCGCGGCGCUGCUCCAGAUCCCCUCCCAAGAACCGCGCACCGCCCGGCCGGGGGGCGCGGCGUGACGUCAGCACGGUGACGUAACACCAGCCCCCCGCUUCCCCGGCUCGGGGGGGGCGGCGGCGGCGGCGAAACCCCCCCAGAACCCCCACCCCCCCCCGGGACCCGCCCCAACAUGGCGGCGGCGGCGGGGGGCGGGGCCUCGCCGGGGGGCGGGGGCGGGGCCGCGCUGGAGGAGGAGUGCGAGGUUGUGCGCGUGCGCGUCAAGAAGAACGAGGGGCAGCAGCCGCCCGAGUUCCGCUCGUUCGCCGUGGACCCGCAGAUCACAUCGCUGGACGUGCUGCAGCACAUCCUGGCCCGGGCGUUCGACCUGCAGGGGAAGAAAAGCUUCGUUCUGAGCUUCGCAGCGCAGAACGGGCAGGGCCAGGACACCUUUGUGCCUCUGCUGAGCGAUGGCGACCUGGCCAACGCCUUCACCUGCGCCCGGCCCACCCUGAGGCUGCGCCUGGACGUCAGGAACCCCCCUGAGAGCCCGCUGCUGGAGGACUGGGACAUCAUCAGCCCGCGGGAGGUGGCGGCGGCGGAGCCGGUGCCCGAGCGCCGCUCGCUGCUGGCGGCGGCCCUGCCCUUCACCCAGGCGCUGCUGGCACAGGUGGGCCGGACGCUGGCGCGGGCACAGGCGGCUUUGGCGUGGCCUGAGGGGACCCCGGCCGUGUCCCCGCCCCCUCCCCCGCCCCCACCCUGCGCCCCCCUGAGCGAUGCUGACCUGAGGGCGUACCUGGGCCCAGGUGGGCGCCUGCUGCGGCCCCAGGACCUGCGGCUGCACGUCUUCCACGGCGGCGUUGAGCCCGGCCUGCGCAAGGUGGUGUGGCGGUACCUGCUGAACGUGUUCCCCGCCGGCCUGACGGGCCAGGAGCGGCUGUCGCACCUGCGGCUGAAGGCGGCCGAGUACUCGGCGCUGAAGGUGUCGCUGGCGGCGCGCGCGGCGCCGGCCGAGCUGGCGCAGGUGGCGGCGGCGGUGCGCAAGGACGUGGUGCGCACGGACCGCGCCCACCCGUACUUCGGCGGCCCCGAGGAGGGCCACCCUCACCUGGCGGCGCUGCAGGCGCUGCUGACCACCUUCGCGCUGGGCCACCCGCGCCUCUCCUACUGCCAGGGCAUGUCGGACGUGGCGGCGCCGCUGCUGGCCGUGCUGGACGACGAGGCGCAGGCCUUCCUGUGCUUCUGCGCGCUGAUGCGCCGCCUGGCGCCGCGCUUCCGCCCCGGCGGCCGCGGGCUGGCCCGCGCCUUCGCGCACCUGCGGCGGCUGCUGCGGCGCGCCGACCCCCCGUUCUGGGCCUUCCUGGCGGCGCGCGGCGCGCACGACCUGCUCUUCUGCUACCGCUGGCUGCUGCUGGAGCUGAAGCGCGAGUUCGCCUUCGAGGACGCGCUGACGGUGCUGGAGGUCACCUGGAGCUCGCUGCCCCCCGCGCCGCCCCCGCCCCCCGAGGGGGUCCCGCUGCUCGGAGCCCCCCUGGGCGCCCGCAGCGCCGGACGGGCGCUGAGGGAGCGCCGGGGGCUGCGGCCGCGGCCGCCCCGCAGGAGGAGGAGGAGGAGGAGGAGCGUGGAGGAGGAGGAACGCGGAGGAGAAGGUGCCGGAGGGGCCGCGGAGGGCUCUGGUGGUGGCUUUGGGGGUCUCAAGGGUUCCAGUGAUGGUCCUGAGGGUCCCAAGAGCUCCAGUGAUGUCCCAGGUGGUCCCACGAGCUCCAGUGGUAGCCCUGAGGGUCUCAAGACUUCCAGCGAUGGCCCUGAGGGUCCCAAGAGCUCUGGAGAUGUCCCCAACAGUCCCAAGAGCUCCAGCGAGCUCUUUGAGAGCCCCAAGAGCUUCAGCGAUGUGCUGGAAGGUUCCGAGGGCAUCCAGGAGGGUCCCAACAGCUCCAGUGAUGUCCCCAACUAUCUCAGGGACAGCCAGAAAGGACCCAGGAGCUUUAAGAGUGUUCAGGAAGGUCUUGAGAGCUCCAGCAAUGUCCCCAAAGGUCACAAGAGCUCCAGGAAAGUCCAGGGGAGAACCCCCAGGGGUGCUGGAGGAGCCCCCGAGGGCUCCAAGGACUCGGAGCCAGGGGGCCCCAGGAAGGUGGAGGAAGGCACCGACGCCCUGGAGAUGGACCAGAGACCCCGCAGCCUCUGCUGGGGGGCUGGAGAAGACCCCAGAAAAGGACAGGAUGACCCCAGAGAGGGACAUGAUCCAAGAGAAGGACGAGAUGACCACAGAAAAGGACGAGGUGGCCCCAAAAAGGGACUGGGUGACCCGAGAGAAGAACCAGAUGACCCCGGGACGAAUCGUGGUGACCCCAGAGAGGGCGAUGACGAUCUCAGAGAAGGACACAACUUGGGAGAAGGCCAAAACAGCCCCAGGGAUGCCCACCAUGACCCCAGGGAUGCCCACCAUGACCCCAGGGAUGCCCACCAUGGCUUCAAGGAUGGCCGUGAUGACCCCAAGGAAAGAUGUGAUGACCCCAGACAUGGCCGUGAUGACCUCAAGGAUGACCACCACGACCCCAGGGGCAGACAGGAUGACCUCAAACACGGCCACGACGGCGCCAAGGACGGACGUGACGACAUCAAGCAGGGCCACGAUGACCUCAAGGACGACCACCGUGCCGCCAAGACCACCCACAACAACCCAAAAACCCCCGAAGACCCUUGGGGCGGCCGUUGGGCUUGGGAAGAGCCUUCCUCCUCCUCCUCCUCCUCGUGCUCCUCGGGCUCGUCCUCCUCGGACGAGGAGGUGGCGGUGGAGGACGACGGGGCGCCGCUGCCGCCGCCGGAGGAGCUGGGCCAGGGGAACCCGUUCCUGCUGUUCGUGUGCCUGGCCAUGCUGCUGGAGCAGCGCGAGGCCGUCAUGGCGCGGGCCGGCGACUACAACGAGGUGGCCAUGCACUUCGACCGCCUGGUGCGCCGCCACCACCUGCCGCGCGUCCUGCGCCGCGCCAAGGCGCUCUUCGCCCGCUACCUGGAGGGGUGGGGCGCCGCCGCGCCGGGGGGACCCCAAACCGGACCCCCCUCGGGGUAGGGGUGCCUCAGGAGCCCCACUGGGGUCCGGGGUGUGGGGCAGAGAGGGCGGGGAACAUCAAGGCCACCGCAGGGAGGUCUGUAGGACGAGGUGGUGACCCCAUAGAAUAUCUCAGAGUGGUCCUGAGGGGCCCCAAAGUCACUGCAGGUCUGUAGGACGAGGUGGUGACUGUAGAACAUCUCCAGGAGGUCCUGAGGUCACUCCAGGGGCAUUUGGUCAUUGUCAGGGUCUGUAGGAGGACGUGGGGACACCCUAAAACGUCACCCUGAGGUCACCUUGGGGACUCUGGUCACUGUCAGCAUCUGUGGGACACUGUGGGGACACUGUGGGGACAGCACAGACCCCACAUGGGGCCAGGUGGGUCCUUUUGGAGACCCCAAGGUCACCACAGGGACCCCAAGGCCACCACGGGGACCCCAAGGUCACCAUGGGGACCCCAAGGUCACCAUGGGGACCCCAAGGUCACCCUGGGGUCAGCAGGGACCCCCCAGAGCUCCCCAUGACCCCCCCAUGGCAGCAGAGACCCCUCCCAGUAUGAACCAGCAUGAACCAGCACAGCCCAGUGCCUCCCUGCUGGGUUCUGCACCACCGUGGGACAUCCCAGUAUGAACCAGUAGGAACCAGUAAGAACCAGUGCAACAUCUGGGCUGGGAACUCCUACAUCUGCAUUGCCUUGGGCCGGACCAGUACAGACCAGUAUGGACCAGUAUGGAGCAAGAGGGGGCUGGGAGCCCAACUGGGAGCCCCACGUGCAUCACCUGGUGCCGGACCAGUACAGACCAGUACGGACCAGUAUGGACCAGUGCCUUGCCAUGGCCUUCAGCCAUCCCAGCACGCACCAGUAUGGACCAGUAUGGACCAGUCCGGCAGCCAAACUGGGAGCUCUUCACCGGUGUGGCCUUGCGUCCUCCCAGCAUGGACCAGUAUGGACCAGUACAGACCAGUAUGGACCGGUAGGGUGCCCCCACUGCUGUGUUGAUGCCCAUAGGCCUUCUCCCAGUAUGGACCAGUACAAACCAGUUCCUGCCUCCCACCCUGGGUGCCUUCUCCCCUCCCCCCCUUAUUUAUUGCCCCUCCCCCUCCGGCCGGGGGGUCCUGGGGGGGUCCCAGAGGUGCCGGAAUCGCCAAUAAACGAUGCCUGUUA
Messenger RNA from Taeniopygia guttata (zebra finch), 4253 nucleotides. The record is from RefSeq and is a predicted model, not a curated record. Lineage: Eukaryota; Metazoa; Chordata; Aves; Passeriformes; Estrildidae.